Messenger RNA from Colletotrichum abscissum, 1446 nucleotides. RefSeq names its product major facilitator superfamily transporter. Gene Ontology annotation, molecular function: pantothenate transmembrane transporter activity. Bases 1 to 1446 code for a protein of 481 amino acids. The transcript is spliced from 4 exons. Gene Ontology annotation, biological process: pantothenate import across plasma membrane. NCBI's taxonomy places the organism in Eukaryota, Fungi, Ascomycota, Sordariomycetes, Glomerellales, Glomerellaceae. The record is from RefSeq and is a predicted model, not a curated record. Gene Ontology annotation, cellular component: plasma membrane.
AUGGCUUUCGAGAAAGUCCGCCAAUAUCUGAAUGUGCAGUAUCAACCAGGGGAGAAGAAGCUCGUUUCCAAGAUUGACUUCUUCAUCUUGACGUUUUGUUGCUUGAGCUACCUGGUCAACUACCUUGACCGUACCAAUCUGAACAAUGCAUACGUUUCCGGUAUGAAGGAGGAGCUGGGCUUCGUGGGGAACCAGCUCAACGAGAUCAAUACAUGCUUCACAGUCGGCUACGUUAUCGGACAAAUCCCAUCCAACCUGUCCCUGCACUACGUCAAACCGCGCAUCUGGUUUCCCCUCAUGAUGAUCAUCUGGGGUGGCCUGACAAUGUGCACCGCUAGCGUGCACAGCCCGCAAUCCAUCAUGGCCAUCCGCUUCUUCCAAGGCAUAGCAGAGGCCUCGACUUUUGUCGGAACGCACUACAUCCUAGGCGCGUGGUACACGGAGCGCGAGCUCGGCAAGCGCAGCGGCAUCUUCACGGCCUCCGGCCUCGCGGGCACCUUCUUCGGCGGCUUCAUUCAGACGGGCAUCCACAGCAGCAUGAACGGUCUGCACGGCCUCUCCGGCUGGCGCUGGCUCUUCAUCAUUGACGGACUGAUGACUGUACCCGUCGCGAUCUACGGUUUCGUGUGCUUCCCCGAUACGCCGCACACGACAACGGCCUUCUAUUUCACGGAAGAGGAAAAGGUCCUGGCGCGGUCCCGCGUGCCCGAGAUCCAGGAGCGUUCGCCGCUGACGUUCCGUUUCGCUAAGAAAGUGCUCACGUCGUGGUACUGGUGGGGUUUCGUCAUGCUUUGGAUCAUUGCCGGUGAAACAGAGUCCUUUAGCACGAAUUCCCUGUUGGGUCUGUACAUGAAGAGCCACCCGACGCACAAGUACACUGUCACACAGCUCAACAACUAUCCCACCGGCGUACCCGCCGUCGGCAUCGUCUCGACGCUCUUCUGGGCGACUUUGACGGAUUUCCUAGGCGGGAAGCGGUAUCUCGUCGCGUACUUCAUCGGCAUCACUGGUGUGGCGACGUCUGCGAUGGUACUGGUUGCAGCCAGGGACCCGACGAGCGCGGCGUCGACAUCGGUCGUGUUUGGCGCGUACUACUGGGCUGGUGCUGUGUAUGCUUGCCAGGCAACGUUCUUCGCAUGGUGCAAUGAUGCGAUGAGGUACGAGGAGGGCAUCUUCCGCGGCGUCGUUCUCGCGGGUAUGAAUCUGGGCAGUAACGCCGUCAACGCGUGGUGGAGCAUCAUCUUCUACGGCGCUUCAAUGGCACCAUGGUUUACCAGGGGCAUGUGGGCCAUGAUCGCCAGCUCGAUUGCCUUGAUUGUCUGGACUAGUGGGCUCACCCUGCUCACGCAUAGGGAAGAAAAGCGGCGUGUGCUCAAUGCUGAGGCGGGGGAGACUGGAUCCAUCACCAAGGGACCUAUUGCGAAGGAUGACGAUGAGCAAGUCUGA